GAACGCGUCCAUUGGCCAGGCGACUCCAUUCCAGCAGCCCAAUCCGUUUCUCCAUGUGCGUUUGCCCCAAACAAUGAUUCAGUGGCCGUGUUACCAAUUAAACCCUCUCGAAACACAGAUGGUGUAAAAAAGCCGCGACAUGUCUCGAUUUGAGACAACGUUGCGGCCGCAGCCCCGCCUGGACCUCAAGUGGCUCAAAACCGACUUGCAGAGUGUGCUCACUGAAGAAGACACUUUGGUCAAUUGUUGGAACAAUUUGGUGGCCGAUGGGGAGGUGACUGGGGCCUUCUCGGACGGGCUGUUGAACAGUGCGGGGGUGACGGCGCGCAAAGGGGAGUUCGGGAAGUACUACUGCAACCAGAAAGUGUUGACUUGUACGUGCUGUGAUGGGAUAUGUGGACCUUCAACUGGGUGCAAUUGCCAGCCGUGCCAGAAGCUGGACGAGGAAACCGCCCUAACGGAGGUCAAGGAGCCCUUGCCGAGCACUGAGGCCCUGUUGGGGCAAUGGGCCUGGAUGCCACAACCAUCCCUCGAACAACUCUCCCAAUUUGUUUUAAGUCUGAACAAUGAACAGAAGGUGUUGUGUGCGGAGGCUGCCAGUUCGACUCUCUCCGCCAGGAGGCUGUACUACAGAUUAAUUGUCCUCAAGCGCUACUUUGUAGCCUUGAACAGGGUGCCCCAUUCGGUGGAUUUCGAACAUGGUUUAAUCACUAGUCGAAAGAGUAACUCGGAAUUGCUCCAAACUCGAAAUUUGGUUAAGUUAUCGAAAAGGGCCUGGAAUUUAGAGCCGGCGAUUGCGUUAGCUAGAGUCGGUUCUAGAGCUGCUCUAAAUUUUGCGUUUGCGUUUUUACGGAAGGCUUGGAGAUUGGGGGAGGAUAUAGACUUGUGUAGUGAGUUGUUGACCGAGUCGUUGGAGGCGUUGCAAAUGUUGCCAGUGGCUACACUUUUUCACCAAAGUGAUGUGUCGCCAGUUUGGCUGGAAGUGGUGGAAAGGUCGUCGAAAUUUUUGCGACAAGUUAUAACGGGUGAUAUUUCGGGAAGCCGCCAAAACUUUGCCAUCCCCUUGGAAGACCAGCACACUUCCUUGAACCUCCUCAUGGAGUUAGGUAUCCAAAAAGGAACACUCAGUAGCAUAUUAGACAUUGUCCUGUUACUCCUUAACUUGUGGGACAAACAAACAAACCUUAACGACAACCGUAAUGUACAAAUGGCUAGUGCCCCUUUAUUACCCUUCUUGAAACGCUUCUCACAAAUUCCACACGCCUUGCCUGAAUUUCACGAAAAGGACACAACUGAGGAAAAUCUCAGCACGACUCAAACUUACCUCAGUUUCGUCGAAUUGCCAGAAGAUGACACUGUCGAAAUUGAUCUCAAACAAGCCGCUAGUUUUAUUAUGGCACAUCUUGAUCGAUUAGCCGAGCCACAUAUACCUCCACUAUCUUUUAAUAAGUCAAAUUUUUAUUAUAAUGGCCAACGUGUUUUUGGAUGGGGUUGGUUUUCGUGGAUAUUUGGAGUUGGGCCACAAAAUUGUGACACUUUGUCCGAACUGACCAUAAAACAGAUUUGUUGUUCGGAUCGAACGAUACUUAUCUUGACACAGACGGGGAAAGUUUUUUUCAUGUAUUAUUCGUCCGACACACAGUGCCCACAAGAAAUGACAGCUUUGGACGACAAGGAAGUGAUAAAAAUAGCCGCGCAUCCGGAAGGCAAACACUAUUUAGCUUUAACCAAAGACUAUGAGGUUUAUUCGUGGGGAAAUGGCGACGGGGGCCGUUUAGGCCAUGGUGACACUUCAACCAAAGAAGAGCCGACUCUGAUUCAAGCACUGAAAGGUAAAGACAUAAUUGAUGUGGAAUGUGGCGGCACCUAUAGUGCCGCCAUUUCGGCCAAUGGCGCCCUCUACACGUGGGGCCGCGGCAAUUACGGUCGCCUUGGUCACGGCACCGCCGAAGACUGUCUCACCCCCACCAUGAUCUCUGCACUUUCCGAUGAACAUAUCAUCAAAGUGGCCUGUGGCUCAUUCUACGCCCAUACACUCUGUAUCACCUCACAGGGUAAAGUCUACAGUUGGGGUGAUGGUGAUUAUGGUAAACUCGGACGUGGGGGCUCUGACGGCUCAAAAUUACCCCGUCUUAUUGAAAAACUCCAAAAUGUUAAAAUUGUUCAAGUCUAUUGUGGGGCUCAAUUCAGUGUUGCUUUAUCGGAAGACGGUCACGUGUAUACGUGGGGUAAAGGCGAGGGUUGGAAAUUAGGGCAUCCGACUGAGGAAAAUGUCAGAUUUCCGGAAAUGGUUGAAGUUUUAAGGGAUAGAAAAGUGGUGGGGGUUAGUUUAGGGGUGAGUCAUGUGUUGGCGUUGACGGAUCAAGGAGAGGUUUAUGGAUGGGGGAAGAACGAGAAUAAGCAGAUUUGUGAUAGUUCGGAGUUGUUCGUACAACAGCCGAGAUUGAUCGAGGCGUUGAAGGGGCAGAAAGUGGUGGGGGUGUGCUGUGGGCCUGCGCAGAGCUUCGCAUGGACUGAUGAUAAUGAGAGGACUCCCAAGACGGCUGUGCCGUUUGUGAUUGAUUUGGGGGAGCAAACAUUUAAACUGAUCGAAAACCUCCUCGAAGUCGUCCUAACCAACACAAUCGCCCAAGACAAAGAAUGCAUCGCCGUCUCAGCCUUGAACCUGCUCCACCUCCAGUUGCAUUGCAUAAUUAGCAACAACCUUGACACGAAAACUUUGGGCAUUGGCGCCAACAGCAAACUCCUCAACAGCCUCAAAACCCAAGUUGUGUGUCUGGCAAGUGCCUCAGACAUCCUCCCUUCCGUCCAAUCAGCUGCUCAGAACGCCCUUCAAGCUGGUUGGUCUGUUCUCCUCCCUACAGCCAAUGGAAGGGCCAGAAUUUUAAGUUCUCUUCUACUUAACACCGAUUCGGAGACAAAAAUGUGUAAAUCAGGCCAUCGUUUCAUGACUGAUCUCCUAGUCUGGAGUUUAAUGGCAGAUGGAGGGCUUGAAACGGCCCUAAACGAAGCCCUUGGCCUCGAUAUUUCCGAACUGACAGAGUCCGAGGAGAAUUUUGAACCUUCAACAAGCCACAUCACUAUACCGUUGCUGUACUUGAUCAAACAAUUGAUAAGGAAUGGAAGCGCCCAAACCCAGACGUUUUUACGUGAAUUGGGGACUUGCGGUAAAAUGGGGGCCCAAAGAAAUGUGCCCUCUCCAAGUUUGAAGCUUCUAUCGCGCUUUCAGCGCCUACUAAUUGGGCGAAUUUUUUCCAAAGAAUUGGAGUGUCAAGACGCCUGUGAAACGCUCCUAGUCAAGUAUUUGGAGUGUUUUUCGGGUCAUGUGACCGCCAGUUUGAAUGUGGCCUAUGAGAUGUGUCUCCUAACACCGAAGAAUUUCCUCUACGUUUUGCAAAUUCUCAAAAGUGAUAUUAUAGGCAUCCUUUUACCCGAACUCAUCACCAGCCUAAUUCUCCUCGAAUCCGAGGUGGAAAUGUUCCUAACAUCCGUCAACUGGCUCACCUUAUUCGGCGAAAUGAUCAAAUCACUCGACAAAUUAUGUCGUCUAUCACCCGAUGUCGAAUCGUUCGACAUCGACGACAUAUCAUGGCGAGGCGUUUCCCAAACCCGCCCUAAUCCCUACUGCCACAAGCCCUUCGAUGAUCUGCCCUUAAUCCGUAAAGCCGACCUCGAUAAUCACAACAUGGACGGCGGAUUAUGGGUUUUAAUCAACAACAAAGUCUACGACGUUCAAGAUUUCCGCUGCGACAGCUCGACAAUCAACGAACUCUUGCAAAAAUACGCCGGAAAAGACGCCAGUCAAUUGUUUAACAGCUCGCCCUAUCACUUAUCCGUGCUCCAAAUGAUGGAGAACUACGUUGUCGGGAAUUAUUGCCAACCUGAACCCGAACUACCGCAAAAUAAUCUCGACUGUUUGAACGUCUAUUCGACUCUUUUCGACACCGAACGCAACCUUGGCUACUUACUAGGGUUGCAUUCGUUCAAUUUGAGGCAAAGUUUGCCUUUGCAACCUGAAGAAUUAGCGUCGAAUGUUUGGUUGAAUGCUAGGUUUUUACGCGCUGGACUACAGGUUGACCAACCACCGAAUCCGUACGGUGAAGAAAAGGGCGAGUCGAGGAGCACCAACUCAACCACUGAAAAUACACCAACUGAGCCGAGAGUUAACGAGAGUCAACGAAUUUCGAAAAAAUUUCAAUUGCCCAUUGAGCGGAUCAAUUCGUUUAUUAAUGCAUUGGCGGAGAGUCGGUUGUCGGAUUCGUACGUGAUUUCGUUUCUCGCAGUAGUUGAGCAGUUUUCCAAACAGAAUAAUUUUUUAACCCGAGUGGAUUUUUCAUUUGAGCAUCCGAUUGAAGAAAUCGGUCGUGUUCUCUAUGCCGUUUUGUUGAAACAUUUAGGGUUGGGUUAUGUUGUACUGCCGAUUUUAGAUGCAUAUUCCAGUCAACCAAACGUAAAACUACCCAAAGCAAUCGCCGAAAUGAUCAAACUCGUACAUAACACUAAAUGGAGUUUGAUUAAAAUGCGCCAGGAAUUGAAUAAAAGUUACAAAGAGAUUUGUAUCCCACUUUUGGAAAAGUGUCGGUUUUUGUUGUAUGAUGUUAGGCCGAGCAUUAGCGUGGAAAUGGAGGCGUUUAAAAAAGUGAAUAUUUUGUAUAAAGAGCCACGGGUUCGUACUUUGGUCAAAAAAGUCAUCAAGGAUCUAAAAUGUGGACGGCAUACUUCGGAAAUUCAAAAACCCGAAGAUAUUGUCAAUGCCACUAUACAAUCGCAGAGCGAACGUCAUAAAUCUAACGAAGACGUUUCGAAGUCGGCAAUGAAGAAAACUACGUCCGAUGGUAAAAUUUCGGAAAGUAAGAGUGAGACUGACGAUGUUAAUAAUGAGAUUAAAAACGGGGCUCAGAAAGUUGUAACUGAGGCUUCGAAGGCUGAGCAAAGGAAUACGAAGAGUUUGGAGGAUUUGGAGGAGAAGUGGAAUGUUGAAAAAAUUGAGAAUGAUACAAGGAGUGAGCAGAGUGAGGAGGAGAAGGAGAAAAAGUUGGAGAAUGAGAUUGCGUUGAGUGGGAUUGUGUCAAAGUUGACUGAAAAACAAAUGAGGAAAGUUUGUAGCGAGAAUUUGGAGUUGAUGAGUGCGAUUGUCGAUUUUGUGGUGCAGGAGACGUGCGAUGUUGAGAUUUUGAGGAAGGCCAUGUAUUAUCAGGUGAAACGAUGCAAAAUCCGCAAGCAAGGCCUCUGGAUGAUCAACCGCCUCCUCCACGACAAUUACCUCCUAACUUCCGUCAAAUACGCAAUCAUUAACGGUUACCUCAACCUCAAUUCCCCCUCCUCAACCACUCAACAUUGCCUGGACAACAUCCAACUCGUCACUCCAUUCAUGAAAACCGAAAUUCUUCUCUCCCAACUAUCGGUAACCGAAUGGUGCAUCGAAAACCUCCGUAACUACAUCCUUCGUGACGUUCCGGUUAAAACCGGCAAAACAAAAGGCGGUAAUAAAGUAACCCUUAACCUCGGCACCUACACCCUCCUCCGAGACGUACCACGUGCACGAAUGAUCCUCGCAAUUAUGGGCAUUUUAGCCUCGAAUCGCUACAUAGCCCUGGAACUUAGCCCACUAGUUAACAGUGGUGUUAUAAGUUCGGUUUUAGCCCUUUUGAAGCAAACCGGCUGCGAUCAGAGCAUUGUGAGGAAAGUGUCGGAGUUUUAUGUUCUGUAUGCUGAUAUUAUCGAUAAUAAUAAACCGAAGACGAGUUGUUUGAGUGGCCCUGAACUUGCAAGUUUGAUGAAGUUGGGCACGAAGGUUGUGAGGGGUGCUGAUUGGAAGUGGGGGGAUCAGGAUGGGUCACCGCCUGGUGAAGGGAGGGUUAUUGGCGAGUUGGGGGAUGAUGGCUGGGUGAGGGUUGAAUGGGCUAAUGGUACCACUAAUAGUUAUAGGAUGGGAAUUGAGGGCAAGUAUGAUCUGGCGCUGGCGUCGCCACCGUCGCCUGUAACCACAGACACAGACACGGAGGAACCCAGUGACCACACCUCUCAAAUCGUCAAGGACAACCAACUGAUCAAGCUUUUGCGUGACGCUAGUAUCAAUUUUUUGCGCAAUGUCUCAGUAAGUGCCGGCUUAGCCAAUGAGAACCUCCACCAGACAACAAUGCACGGCUUAAGCAGCCUUUUCUGCGCCACUUUAAGCGCAUCAAACACCUCAGAAUGGUGUAAUCUAACUCUAAUCCGCUCCAUCGCCCAGACCCAGCAAAUAUGCCGAGCUUUCAGUACAAAACCUUGGAUAAACAUGUUGUUAGGGUUUUUAUCAGCGUCUAGUUUGGUUGGCAACGAGCUGAAUCUCCCCAAACAGAUUUUUUCCGUGCGGUUUUUACACACAGUCUUACAAUCGUGGGACAUGGAUAAUUCCGAAAUACCAACAUUACUCGAGAAAUUACUAAACAUUUUGGGUAAAAUAAUCCUGACUUGUUCGUACGACACUGGAAAUAAACCACAAACUACGACCAAAUCGCUUGUGUUACUCACACAGUCACAUAGUAGCACUUUAGCGCAAGAAAUCAUCCAUUUAUUGCGCUCCUUGCACGGUCUAGUUGGCUGGAAUCAGGUGUUGAACGCCAUCUUGGGGCAGAAAUUAAACUUGGCGGCUUAUUUCUUAAGCGACACUUGUCUCAUGUCGAUGAUCAACGACGGCAACACUUCGGACCAGCAACACUACAUGGUGAUUGCGUGUCUCAAUGUGAUUGGUGCCUGGGAUGUGAGGCCACGCAUUGGGGGCGUGGCCGAAGUCGAGAGUCUGCAAGGCACCAUUGUGAGAGUUACACCAAAGGGGAAACUUUGUGUACAAAUGCACGAAACAGGCGACAGUCGCAAAGUUCCAAUCAAUAGUUUAAAAUUGUUGCCACAGCUUGAAUUUAAUUUCGAUCGUAUGCCGUUGAGCGAAAGUUUGGUUAAAACCUGGGCUAGUCUUUUGUUAAAUCGGCAAAGUAGUGCACUAAAUAACCAUGAGAAAAAACCGCAACAUGGUCAAGUCAAUGCUGCCUAUCUCCGAACGCAGCAAAACACACUGAGUGCGUUAAACGCCACACGAAUGUUAAACAGCAACCAGUACAAGUUGCGUAAAGUCUUAAAACACCAAAUUAACGGUAUGGAUCAGUCUCAGGAGCAACAAUCCAUUGAAGAGGAGUUGAAUCAACAACCAAUUCUCCUCAUUCAGAAAUUGUUAGCUAAAGCCACACAGCCAAGUCCACUUAAGCCAGGCUUUAGUCGGCAAGAGAUGCAACUUGCGGCGCUUAAUUUGAGUCAGUAUUUAGCGGCUGAGGGUAAUUUUGCCGUUUCGGCAAGUGGUGGUGGUGAUAAAACAACGCCGAAAUUUUGUACGAGGUGUAAUAGUGAAGUUCCAACACCGAAUUCUGAGUGUUCGGUUAAGAGCGUCGUGAGUGAGAAGAAGCGGAAACAGAGUGAGGAACUGCCUGUACAUCCGAUGGUGGGGCAAAUUGUUGAGAUGGGGUUUCCUAAACGGGCAGUCGAGGUGGCUAUUAAGUCACUAGCAAUUGGCCCUGAAAGUCUAACAACCCCUGAAUCGAUCGUCACUUGGCUGUUAGAACACCCAGAAACGGCAAUUUCUGACACAGAUUCCUCAAGUUCAGUGUGCGAAUCCGACACUGAAUCAGUCUCGUACGACAAUGGCAAUGCCAUGCAACCUUUCGUCCAAUUCGGAGACGAAUUUUCCUCAUCUCAGACUUACUUACGACGUUCACAGUUCUUAUCAAACGACGAAUACGCCAUGUAUGUGCGUGACAACGUCGAAGUGGGAAUGUUAGUACGCUGCUGUAAAAGCUACGAAGAAGUACAACUUGGUGACAUUGGAAAAGUGGUCAAAGUUGACCGUGAAGGCCUCCACGAUCUCAAUUUACAAGUAAAUUGGCAACACCGUGUCAGCACCUACUGGGUGAGGUUCAUCCAAGUGGAAUUAUUGGGUUUCCCACCGUCUGUUCCCUCACCUUCAACACUAAAAGUCGGUGAUAAGGUUCGGGUAAAAUCGACAGUGUCCACACCGAGGUACAAGUGGGGUCAUGUGACACAUGAUAGUAUCGGUGUGGUUGCCGGUAUUUCCCCCAAUGGGCAAAACGUGCAAGUUGAUUUUCCCAAACAGCAGAACUGGUUGGGUUUAGUGUCGGAAAUUGAAGUUGUGCCAUCGUGUCAUGAAGGCGUUGCUUGCAAUGGUUGCUGUGUUGUGCCCAUUUCUGGGCCGCGGUUUAAGUGCAAAGUUUGCGAUAAUUUCGAUUAUUGUGAGAACUGUUUUUAUACGAAGAGGAAUCACAAACACUCGUUUAAUCGCAUGAAUGAGCCAGGAGGCGUGGAGAUUUACGCGGGAAAAGCGGGGAAGUACUGCCGGCAUGACACUUUCGAGGGUGAGGGUGAAUUGAUCAGCGAUUGGGGUAAAUGUGUGCGGAAUGUAACAGUGUCGUCAAAAUAUGCGGCCAAGUUUGAAAUUCCGGGCUCGAUAUGGCAAAGUUGUGGCAGUCAGGGGAAACACUGGAUCAGAUUGGAAAUCUAUCCAGACGUUGUAAUAAAAAGUCUAAAACUGGGAGUAGACCCAGCUGAUAAUAGUUACAUGCCCUCUGUUAUUGUGGUAAAUGGGGGAUCGACGCUAAAUUCCUUACAAGAACUUAACGUAAUUAAUGUGAAAAGUCACGAUACUUCGGUUACUUUAUUGACAAAUUUGGAUAAGUAUUAUUCAAUCAUUGAAAUUAAUAUAGCAAAGUGUCGUAACAAUGGCAUUGAUUGUAAAAUUCACGGAAUGACUAUUCUUGGUAUGAGGCGACAAUCGUACGGAGAAUUGAAAACUUCAGUUUCGUUUCUUGCGAAUGAUUGGGAUUUGAAUCAGGAACAAAUUCCUGGACCGUCGACUUCGGCAAAUGUCGCUCAAGACUCGACCGGAGAGCCGUCCUCGACCGUCGGCUGCCGCGUCUUCGUCUGGGGCCUCAACGACAAAGACCAGUUAGGUGGCAUGAAAGGCUCCAAAGUGAAGCUACCCGUCCAAUCUGAUUUCCUAAGCCAACUGUGGCCAAUUCACAUAGCUGGCGGUUCCAAAUCCCUCUUCAUUGUCUCACACGAGGGAAAAUUAUAUGCAUGUGGUGAAGGCACCAACGGCCGCCUCGGCCUCGGCCACAGCAACAACGUGCCCUACCCGCGCCCCAUCCCCUUCCUCAGCCAAUACGUCAUCAAAAAAGUGGCCGUUCACUCGGGCGGCAAACACGCCAUGGCCCUCACCCUCGACGGCAAAGUCUUCUCGUGGGGCGAGGGCGAGGACGGUAAGUUAGGGCACGGCAAUCGCCUCAACCUCGACAAACCGAAGAUGAUCGAAGCGUUACGAAGCAAAAAAAUCCGGGACAUUGCCUGUGGCAGCUCGCACUCGGCCGCCAUCACCAGCAGUGGGGAGUUGUACACUUGGGGUUUAGGGGAGUAUGGACGUCUCGGCCACGGUGAUAAUAUAACGCAACUAAAACCGAAACUGAUCAAGAGUUUGGUCGGCCACCGAAUCGUCCAAGUGGCCUGUGGAAGUCGGGACGCCCAAACACUUGCACUAACCGACGAAGGAUGGGUUUUUUCAUGGGGCGACGGUGAUUUCGGGAAGUUGGGCCGAGGCGGCUCCGAGGGCUGCAACAUCCCGCACAACAUCGAACGUUUGAACGCACUGGAAGUGGUGCAGAUUGAAUGUGGGGCGCAGUUUUCGCUCGCUUUGACUAAAACUGGCGAGGUUUGGACGUGGGGCAAGGGGGAUUAUUUCCGGCUGGGCCAUGGCUCCGACCAACAUGUGCGCAAACCCACGGUAAUCGAGUCACUUAAAGACAAGAAAGUUAUACACGUGGCCGUGGGGGCGCUCCAUUGUUUGGCUGUGACCGACACAGGCCAGGUCUAUGCAUGGGGGGACAACGACCAUGGGCAACAAGGCAACGGUACCACGAUUGUUAACCGAAAACCGGCGUUAGUUCACGGGCUUGAAGACGUCCAUAUUAAUCGAGUCGCCUGUGGCAGUUCGCACUCAAUUGCCUGGACGUUGCAGGACACUCAAGUGGUGUCUAAAGUCGAGCCGGUGAUUUUUCCAGUGGCUAAGGAUCCGUUAGGGGCGUCGAUUUUGCGGUUGUAUGAAGGGGAGAAGGUUUUGAGUAGGCAAAGUAGUAAGAAUGCGCCUACUUUGAGCGGGAUUGUUAUGUCGUUGGAGAGUAAUACAGCGAAACAGCAGGCGUUGCAACAUAUACUUAAUGCUAUACAUAUACAACAGUUGCGGCAAGCGAUUGUUAAAGCAUUGUGUAGUCAUACUAAUAUGAAAAAUACCAAUGCCAGGCAAGUGGGGAGUUUGGAUUCGCCCAAUGAGCGCUCGAGUGCUGGGGGUGGGGGGUCGUUGGUUAAUAAGGAUGGGGAGAUUACGCUCGGAGGGGGCGAAGCGCCCGUGUCCAUGGCGGAAAUAGUCGGAAUUAAUAGCCACCAGACCACCCCCGAGACUGAAGAAAACCCACUGGCUCUGAUCCAAUCAAUGACAGCGAGCAGUUGUUCGGCCAGUAUGUCAUCAAAGCACUCCCGGAUGUCAACAAGUGCCAUGUCAGUCAUUGCCGCCACUCUAACUUCACACGCAGAAGUGAUUGGUGACAGUGGUAUUGCCGGUUUAGACGAAUUCACGUCACUUUUAACCGAAAACGACGCUCGUCUAUUGGUCGAUUUACUCAAGUUGGCUGUGGCUGACCGAAUUGAAGACGACCAAGCGAAAGAAAUUCUCUCAACUGUUUUAAUUACUCUUGGUAGUUCGAAUAAAUCAAUCGGUGCAAUGCUGCUUGAAUUAUGCGUAACUGAAUUAGAAGACACAGCAAACAGCACCCAGUCAUUAUCAAGCACUCCACACCCCGUGGUCCAGGAAUCAAGUCAUCCGUAUAUCGAUGACGUCACGUUGCGUGGUCACGUGCGGUUGCCAGGCGCCGAUGCUUUACGAGUGGAGUUCGAUCGGCGAUGUUCGACUGAACGGCGCCACGAUCCGUUGCAAAUAACUGACGGGACUGGACGUGUCGUGGCGACUAGAUCCGGAAGGGAGUGGAGUGAUUGGUCGGCUGAGUUGCGUAUCCCGGGUGAUGAGUUACGUUGGACUUUUACCAGUGAUAGUUCGGUGAAUGGCUGGGGGUGGAGGUUUACAGUGUAUCCGGUUAUGUCGAAUCAUAGCCCGAAUGAGAUCGGGUCUGAUCGGGCCGUUUUGAGCCAACCGUCCAUGGAUAUGGUGAUGUGUUUGCUUGAUUCGCGACUGUAUCCGAUGGCGGAUUCGGCGCUCAUGUCGCGGUUGGCGGCGGCGUUGGCCGCCUGCUCACAAUUGAGCUUUUUAUCCGCGAGUCAAAGAAUGUGGGCUUUGCAACGCUUGCACCGCCUUCUAGUUGGCGAAGACGCAAAGUUAGAAGUUAGUCUACAGUUGGAACAGUUGAAAGCACCAGAUAGUGCAUUAGGGAGUUUGCUAGAGGAGUUACCUCAAGCAUUGUUGAGGCAAUACGAGUAUGAGGAUGUUUCAGUCCGUGCUGGACUACAUUUGAUGCAUUCGGACUUUUUCAAGGUUUUAGUAGCCUUGGCUUGUGACUUAGAAUUAGAUAAAAUGGUGGGUCUUGUUGAUAACCACAAGUGGUCGUGGUUCCGGAAAUACUGUCAUGCGUCACGUGUUGCUAAAUCACUAAUACAUAGAAGUCCAUUACCGGCUAAUUUUUGUCAAGAAGUUCGGAAAAAAUUGUCAGAUACGAAUGCUGAUGGUUGUUGGGAGCACGAAAGUCAUGAUAUUUUUAAGAAGGAACACGACGAACAGUUGCUGAUUUGGUUGAAUAGACGCCCCGAAGAUUGGACCCUCUCAUGGGGCGGUUCUGGCACAAUCUACGGCUGGGGCCACAACCACCGAGGCCAAUUGGGCGGUAUAGAAGGUGCUAAAGUUAAAAUACCCACACCUUGUGAAGCCCUAUCAACUCUACGACCCGUCCAAUUGGUCGGAGGCGAACAAACUUUAUUUGCCGUGACGGCGGAUGGAAAAGUUUACGCCACUGGAUAUGGUGCCGGUGGACGGUUGGGUAUUGGCGGCACUGAUUCAGUCCUAGUUCCGACUUUAUUAGAAUCGAUUCAACAUGUUUUUAUUAAGAAAAUUGCGGUCAAUUCGGGUGGUAAACACUGCCUGGCUUUAUCGGCCGAUAACGAUGUGUAUUCAUGGGGUGAAGGCGAUGAUGGGAAGUUGGGUCACGGGAACCGACUAGCUUGUGAGACACCGAAGUUGAUUGAAGCGUUACAAGGGUACGAAAUUAUUGAUAUAGCUUGUGGGGGCGCUCACAGCGCUGCUAUUACAAGCACUGGCCAGUUGUACACUUGGGGGAAAGGACGGUACGGGCGGUUAGGUCAUGGUGACAGUGAAGAUCAGUUAAAACCGAAACUGAUUGAAGAAUUAGUCGGUUACAAAGUUAUAGACGUUGCUUGUGGGUCUGGUGAUGCCCAGACUUUGUGUAUAACCGACGAUGAUAAUGUUUGGUCGUGGGGUGACGGCGAUUACGGCAAAUUGGGUCGCGGAGGCUCCGACGGUUGCAAAGUUCCUAAAAAAAUCGAAAGUCUGGCCGGUUUAGGUGUGAUUAAAGUCGAAUGUGGGUCACAAUUUUCUGUCGCUUUGACCCGCUCUGGGAGCGUCUACACUUGGGGCAAAGGUGACUACCACCGGUUGGGUCACGGCACCGGUGAACACGUCCGAAGACCGAAAAAAGUCGCAGCUUUACAGGGUAAAAAAAUAAUUAGCAUAGCCACCGGUUCACUGCAUUGUGUUGCGUGUUCGGACGAAGGGGAGGUUUUUACGUGGGGUGACAACGACGAGGGACAGUUAGGCGAUGAUACGACCAAUGCCAUCCAAAGACCUAGACUAGUGUCGGCAUUACAGGGGAAAAAAAUCACAAAUGUGGCUUGUGGCUCAGCGCAUACGUUAGCCUGGUCCACGAAUAACGCUAGUUCGGCGUGUGCCCGCUUACCGCCAGUGGCGCCACUUGAAUACGAUCUUUUGCAAGAUAUACCGACUUGGGUUUUGCACCGACGGUUGGUCCUACUGUAUUAUUUCGCCGAAUUGAUUUGUCCAUGUAUUACGAUGUUUCCAAUCACUGGGUCUGAUUCCCUCCACGAAUUGAGGAGUAUUUUGAUCUAUACGAUCAAGGAGGCUACGUUUAGGAAAGUGGUUCAGGCGACUAUGGUGCGUGAUAAACACCAUGGACCUGUUAUUGAGUUGAAUAGGAUACAAGUGAAGCGGUCAAGGUCACGUGGGGGGCUUGCUGGAGUCGAUGGAAUGAAGUCGGUUUUCGGGCAAAUGGUAACAAAGCUGCCUUUGUUGACGUCGGAGACUUUGGCGUUGCCACACCGAGUGUGGAAAGUUGAGUUUGUUGGUGAGAGUGUGGACGACUGUGGGGGCGGCUACAGCGAAAGCAUCGCCGAAAUGUGCGACGAGCUCCAGAACGGCUCCCUCCCCCUUCUCAUCCCCACCCCCAACGGCCGAGACGACGCCGGUCCGAACCGUGACUGUUUCAUCCUGAAUCCAACGGCGAAAAGUUGUUUACAUUUGAAUAUGUUUCGAUUUUUGGGCGUUUUAAUGGGCAUAGCAAUCAGAACCGGUUCACCCUUAAGUUUGAACCUUGCCGAGCCCGUUUGGAAACAAUUGGCCGGAAUGGAGUUAACUCCGGCCGAUUUGACCGAAAUUGACCGGGACUAUGUUCCCGGUUUGUUGUGCAUUAGGGAGAUGGGCAUGGAAGAGCCCUUAUUCCAGAAUUUGGAAAUGCCGUUCUCCACACCGUCGUCCUGUGGCACUGAUGUGCCCCUCAGUACGAAGUAUAAGCGGAUUACGUUCGAGAAUCGGUUGGAGUACGUGCGGCUGGCGCUGAAUUUCAGAUUGCACGAAUUCGAUGAACAAAUCAAGGCUGUCCGUGACGGUAUGUCCAAAGUGGUGCCCGUCCCCCUACUGUCACUCUUCAGCGGCUACGAGCUGGAAACCAUGGUCUGUGGUUCCCCGGACAUUCCCUUAAAUCUCCUAAAAUCCGUCGCAACUUACAAAGGCAUCGACAGCAGCGCCCCCUUGAUCCAGUGGUUCUGGGAGGUGAUGGAGGAGUUCACGAACCAGGAGCGCUCCCUAUUCCUGCGCUUCGUCUGGGGGCGAACGCGCCUGCCUCGGACAAUCGCCGAUUUUCGGGGACGCGACUUUGUUAUACAAAUUUUAGACAAGUACAACCCCCCUGAUCACUUUUUGCCCGAGAGUUAUACCUGCUUUUUCCUGCUUAAAAUGCCGCGCUAUUCGUGCAAGCACGUUUUGCAACAAAAACUGAAAUAUGCCAUACAUUUCUGCAAGUCGAUUGAUAAGGAUGAGUAUGCGAGGGUGGCCAUGGCUGGGGACCUGGCCGUCAGCUCGAGUUCUGACGCGGAAAGUGACCCGGAGAUGGAUAGCAGUAAUUGAGUGUCGGAGACCCGUCCAUUUUAGUUGUCUAAGUUUAUAAAUUGUUUAGUGGGUGUUUUAGGACUUGGCUUCACGUGUUCCUAUUCGUUUAAUAUGAUACACUGAGCUUGGGCUUGCAUACGAAAUGUUCUCAGAGGAUCUGUUUGCUAUUAAUACAUUCCAUCAUUUUUACGAGGACUGAUUUUACAUUUAGAGUAAACUGAUCAUUUCUAAAUAAUGUCAAUUCGUAACGUUACAUUUUUACACUUUGGAUGUUCUGAACCGUGCUGUAUGAAUGUCGCAUCGCAAUUUGAUAUUAUUUUGUAGAUAUUGUAGUUGUAUCUAGUCGCUGAGUUGAGUUGACACAUUUAUUAAUAAAUUUUAAACGUCAAAUUAAUUUAUCAUGGCAAAUGAAUUCGAGCCCUAUGAUGACCCGUCCUUGAAAGGCCUUUCCCGCUAUUUCAACAACAAAACGAUCAAGGGACGCGCAAAUGUGGCGAUAGCGACAUUUGCCUCGAUUUUUGCGUUCAUUGUGUACAAAAAAGCCUGCACGUGUGCCGAGAAGUAAUUUCAAACUUUGCGCCAUUUCUAAAACCUUUAUGUAAUCAUGCGUUUCUAAAAUACACCUUCUAAAUUUC
Molecule: messenger RNA, 15090 nt
Organism: Tribolium castaneum (red flour beetle)
Lineage: Eukaryota; Metazoa; Arthropoda; Insecta; Coleoptera; Tenebrionidae
Gene: HERC2
Product: HECT and RLD domain containing protein 2
Exons: 42
Coding region: 140-14473 (4777 amino acids)
Biological process (GO): protein ubiquitination
Molecular function (GO): ubiquitin-protein transferase activity; zinc ion binding
Source: RefSeq, a predicted model, not a curated record